Molecule: messenger RNA, 2196 nt
Organism: Sapajus apella (tufted capuchin)
Lineage: Eukaryota; Metazoa; Chordata; Mammalia; Primates; Cebidae
Gene: SMTNL1
Product: smoothelin like 1
Exons: 9
Coding region: 120-1679 (519 amino acids)
Biological process (GO): actin cytoskeleton organization
Cellular component (GO): microtubule organizing center; filamentous actin
Molecular function (GO): protein binding
Source: RefSeq, a predicted model, not a curated record
GGAGGCGGGACCAAAGAGCUGGGGGCUAGAGGCCACGGGGCUUAAAGGCAGCCUGGAGUGAGGCUGCUCAGCUGGAGGAAAGAGACAGCUUCCGAGCCACAGGCAGAAGCCCCACAGAGAUGGAGCAGAAGGAAGGGAAGCCCUCUGAGGAUGGGACCAUCGUCUCCCCAGGUGCAGACAACCCUGAGAUGUCAGGAGGCAGAGACCCGGCAGAGGAGACGAAAGGCGCAGCUGGAAAGGUCAUCCAUGAGGGGCCUCCCGCCGAGGCAGGAAAGCAGGAAAAGGCACCAGCCGAGGACGACACAUCAGCGGAACUCCAGGGGGAAGCGAAUGGAUUAGAUGAGGUCAAGGUGGAAUCUCGGAGGGAGGCUGGUGGGAAAGAGGACGCUAAGGCUGAACUUAAAAAGGAGGAUGGUGAGAAGGAACAGGCCACCACAACUUCUCAGAAGAUGACUGGCAGGAAAGAAGAGACCAAAUCUGAACCCAAGGAGGCUGAGGAAAAGGAGGAGAGCACGCUGGCCUCCUCCGAGAAGCAGAAGGCUGAGGAGAAAGAGGCCAGGCCGGAAUCUAAGGAGAAAGCCGAUGCCAACGACAGAGACAAGCCUGAACCUAAGGCGACUGUUGGGGAGGAGGAGGCCAAGACAGCCUCUCAGGAGGAGAGAGGCCAGAGGGAGGAGCGCAGCACUGAACCUCUGCAGACAAAGGAGGAGGCUGCAGACAAAGAGGCCAGGGCGGAACCACAGAAGGCGGCCGUGGCGGAGGAUGAGGCUAAGCCUGGACCCAAGGAGCCCAGUGGGAAAGAGGAAGCCAAACAUGAUGCAAAAGAGGAGGCUGAUGCAAAGGCGGAGGCUGAUGCAAAAGAGGAGGCUGAUGCAAAAGAGGAGGCUGAUGCAAAGGCGGAGGCUGAUGCAAAAGAGGAGGCGGAGGAGGCCGAGCCAGGCAGUCCCAGCGAAGAGCAGGAGCAGGAUGUGGAAACAGGGCCCGAGGAAGGGGCAGGGGUGACUCCCAGCUCCCCCGAGGAGUGGCCUGAGAGCCCCACGGGGGAGGGGCAUGCCCUCAGCACAGAUGUGUUGGGUCCAGACUCCGUAGCUUCUGGAAAGACCAGUCCUUCAGCCAGUGAGUCUUCACCCAGCGAUGCACCCCAGAGUCCCCCUGAGUCCCCUCCGUCAGGGGAGAAGAAGGCCCCAGAGCGCAGGGUAUCAGCCCCUGCUCGGCCCCGGGGGCUACGGGCACAGAACCGCAAAGCCAUAGUGGACAAGUUUGGCGGGGCAGCGUCUGGCCCCACAGCCCUGUUCCGGAACACUAAGGCAGCUGGGGCAGCCAUCGGUGGUGUCAAGAACAUGCUCUUGGAGUGGUGCCGAGCCAUGACAAGAAAAUACGAGCACGUGGACAUCCAGAACUUCUCCUCCAGCUGGAGCAGCGGCAUGGCCUUCUGUGCCCUCAUCCACAAGUUCUUCCCUGAUGCCUUUGACUAUGCAGAGCUGGACCCCACGAAGCGCCGGCACAACUUCACCCUGGCCUUCUCCACGGCAGAGAAACUGGCUGACUGUGCUCAGCUGUUGGACGUGGAUGACAUGGUGCGGUUGGCCGUGCCCGACUCCAAGUGUGUCUACACCUACAUCCAGGAACUGUACCGCAGCCUCGUGCAGAAAGGACUGGUGAAGACCAAGAAGAAAUGAGGAGGUGGCUGGCUCUGUGGGCAGAGAUGGGCAGCGCGCCUAGCUCACCUGCCGUGGCCUGGAGCCUCCCUUCUGCUCCAGGGAGGUACCAGAGCCAGGGGCUCAGGCAAGGACGUGUGAUGCUGAUUUUAACUGCAUUAAAAGUGCUUUUGUAAAACCCUGUCUGGCCCCUCAGUGCUCUCUCCAUACUUGGCCCAGGAACCUCUGCACUCUGGGAUAAUCAACUCUUGCCAUAGGGGUUUCCUUACCUGCUGAGAUCUCAGCGACUGUGCAAGGUGUUUGGGAAAGGACAAUGGCCUGGGUCCCACCACUAACAAGUUGUGUGACACUGGGACAUACAGCUAACCUCUCUGGGCCUCAGUUAACAGUCUGAAAGGGAAUAAUGAGAGUUCCAACCUUAUGAAGGUGUUGCAAGAGUUAAAUGAGAUGAUGAAAUGGGCAAAAACCUUUGCCCAGUCCUGCCACUCAAGUGGUCAAUAAUCGGUCGCCAAAAAUAAAAAACAAACUUACAUUUUGA